Molecule: messenger RNA, 4541 nt
Organism: Acanthopagrus latus (yellowfin seabream)
Lineage: Eukaryota; Metazoa; Chordata; Actinopteri; Spariformes; Sparidae
Gene: nek8
Product: NIMA-related kinase 8
Exons: 15
Coding region: 71-2158 (695 amino acids)
Biological process (GO): protein phosphorylation
Molecular function (GO): ATP binding; protein kinase activity
Source: RefSeq, a predicted model, not a curated record
GGUGCUUCCUGUAGUAGUGGGGACGGGUUGCCUGGAGACGGCGGAAACGUUUGGUAGCAGCGCAGCAGCGAUGGAGAAGUAUGAGAAAAUCAAAGUUGUCGGAAGAGGAGCUUUCGGGAUCGUUCACCUCUGCCGCAGGCGCAGCGACGGAGCCUUUGUCAUCCUGAAGGAGAUCCCAGUGGAGCAGAUGUCACGAGACGAGCGCCUGGCGGCUCAGAACGAGUGUCAGGUCCUGAAACUGCUCAACCAUCCAAACAUCAUCGAGUACUAUGAGAACUUCCUGGAAGACAAGGCCCUCAUGAUAGCUAUGGAGUAUGCUCCAGGUGGAACUUUGGCUGAUUACAUACAGAAGCGCUGUAACUCUCUGCUGGACGAGGACACCAUCCUUCACUUCUUUGUACAGAUCCUACUCGCCCUGUACCACGUCCACAACAAACUCAUCCUGCAUAGAGACCUCAAGACACAGAAUAUCCUUCUGGAUAAGCACCAGAUGAUUGUUAAAAUUGGAGAUUUUGGCAUCUCCAAAAUCCUUGUGAGCAAAAGCAAAGCUUACACAGUGGUCGGGACGCCAUGCUACAUCUCACCAGAGCUGUGUGAAGGGAAACCAUAUAACCAGAAGAGUGAUAUCUGGGCUUUGGGCUGUGUGCUCUAUGAGCUGGCGAGCCUUAAGAGAGCCUUUGAGGCUGCUAAUCUACCCGCACUUGUUCUGAAGAUCAUGAGCGGGACAUUUGCUCCGAUUUCAGACCGAUACAGCCCUGAACUCCGACAGCUCAUCCUCAACAUGCUCAACCUGGAUCCAUCCAAACGACCCCAACUCAAUGAAAUAAUGGCUCUUCCCGUAUGCAUCAGACCCCUGCUUAACCUCUACACGGAUAUAGGCAAUGUCAAAAUGCGCAGGAUUGAGAAACCACUCUCUACUGUGCAAACUGGACCACAAGGUAGAGCAGGAGGGAGAGUUCCUGCCAACAGAUCCAGAGAUGGAUCCAUCGGUUUAGGAUCAGGGAAGCUGCAUUCCCUCCCACUAUCCUCAGUGUACACGUGGGGAAGUGGAAUCUCAGCUCCUCUCCGUCUGCCGAUGCUCAACACUGAGGUGCUGCAAGUGUCUCUGGGCCGUACGCAGAAGAUGGGGGUGACCAAGUCAGGCCGACUGAUUACAUGGGAGGCUCCGUCAGUGGGGUCUGGUGAGGCCAGUCUGCCUGGUGUGGUGGAGCAGAUGCAGCCUCAGUUCAUUUCACGUUUCCUUGAGGGUCAGUCUGGAGUCACCAUCAAGUCUGUGUCCUGCGGCGAUCUUUUUACCACCUGCAUGACAGACAGGGGCAUUAUCAUGACGUUUGGCAGCGGGAGCAAUGGCUGUCUAGGACACGGUAACUUCAAUGAUGUAACACAGCCUAAGAUCGUUGAGGCGCUCCUCGGCUACGAGCUGGUUCAGGUAUCGUGUGGUGCUUCCCACGUCCUCGCUGUGACCAAUGAAAGAGAAGUAUUUGCCUGGGGAAGAGGAGAUAAUGGUCGCCUCGGGCUUGGCACCCAAGACACCCACAACUCUCCGCAGCAGGUGUGUUUACCUGUGGAAUUUGAGGCCCAGAGGGUGGUCUGUGGAGUUGACUGCUCCAUGAUUAUCAGCACCCAGUACACCAUAGUGGCGUGUGGAAGCAACCGGUUCAACAAGCUCGGGCUGGAUAAAAUAACCGGAGAAGAGCCAAAUCCCUCCACUCAGGUGGAAGAAGUUCAUUCAUACAAUCCUGUUCAAUCGGCUCCACUCAACAGUGAGAAGAUAGUUUACAUUGACAUUGGGACAGCCCAUUCUGUGGCUGUUACAGAAAAGGGUCAGUGUUUUACCUUCGGCAGCAACCAGCAUGGCCAGAUGGGCUGUAGUUCGCGUCGUAGCAGCCGUGUGCCUUAUCAGGUGCCUGGGCUGCAGGGCAUCACCAUGGCUGCCUGUGGAGACGCCUUUACCUUAGCUAUUGGAUCUGAAGGAGAGGUGUACACCUGGGGAAAAGGGGCCCGCGGCCGCCUCGGAAGAAAAGAGGAGGAUUCUGGGAUACCGAAGGCGGUGCAGCUUGACGAGAGUCACCCAUUCGUGGUGACAUCAGUGGCUUGUUGUCAUGGCAACACUCUGCUGGCAGUGAAACCCUUGCUUGAGGAACCUGUCCCGAGAUGAUUUUGUCCUAAAAAAGAACCCACCCAGCGUCGGUCAUGGCGCCCGGCGGCGUCCUGAGGUGAAGGACAGCUUCCUCUGAAUAACUCGUCCCAGAGGCCCAUCUGUGCUGCCGCUGAAAGAUUCCCUUUCAUUCUGCAGCUGCGUCCUCACACUUUCGUUCUCUCUUCCUCUCUGUCGAGUUUUCUUUUUUUCUCCUCCAGAAUGAAUGUUUGUUUCAUUCGCUGGUUUGAUAUCAUGAAGCACAGAGGAAGGUCACAACCCGCCUGCUGCAGCAGGUGUAUCUCACUACAGGUUAGUUGAAGGAAUGUUGCGACACAGUUUCUGAAGAUGGAUUACAGGAAGUCAUUAAGGCAGCUUUCAUGUGGUGACCUAUUGUCCUCUCUCACGUGCAGCGUUUGCAUGAUAAAGACCAGAAAAAGUCAAACUGGUUUGAGCUCUCUUAAGCCACCGGUGAAUAAGAUGAUACGAUACAAAGACAGGAGGAGAAUGAAAGCCACUCGAGUGUUUAGUAACUCAUCAUUCCAACGAAGCGAACACAUUCAUCUCGAGCUUAUCGUCGGCGGUCACAUUGUGCUUUAUUGGAUUAGUCCUCCAAUACAUUUGUAACUGGACGUCAGAGUUCAAACCAGAUAACGAUGUUUUGUUAACGGUUCAACUGAGCGUCCUUAGGACUUAAUGACUGCGGCUGAAUUCCCUCAUUUACUCAAUCAUUACUCCUUCAGCAGUUCGUAGCGAGCAGUAAAACGAGAUAAGAAUCAUCUGUAUUUUGCUUCAUGAUGUUUUUGUUCCUGCGUACAAAUCAUUGAAAGCUUAAUGUUUAAAUAUACAAACAUCUGGAAGGUAAAUCAAGUGACUUCAGACAGAACAUUUGUAUUUUUGGAAGAGUCCUUGUUGUACAUCACUGUGAAUGUGUAUUAUAUUUUAAAUGAGAUGCUAUAUACUGUGUAUAUAUCUGUAAACUGUUUUUAUAGGAUGGAACCGAGAAGGUUAAGAAAACAAACUGCCAAAGCAGAAGCUAAAAUGUGCCUAUCAGCCUGUGAGUUGUGUUAGUAUAUGUGAAUGGCUAUGACAUAUGCAUUUUAAGGUGUGUCAGGAUGGAUGGAGAUCAUCUCUGAAAUGUUCCUAAAACACUCAUCUAGAUGAUGGAGUUCAUUUUUAUGUCUCCAAAAAACAUUUGUGUUAGUGUUGACUAGUCCUAGAAUAGAGUUUACUUUGUACUUUACCACUGCCAUGUCGUUUGUCCACAGAGGCCGCCAAAUUAAAUCACAAAGGAAAAAAAAGCAGUGGCUUCAAAAAAAGGUAUUAUCAUCCACAUAUACUUGAAAUACCAAAGAUUAAUAGCCCAUCUCAUAAUUGUGUUGUAUUAAUAGAUGAUAAUCAUUGAUUCUUCAGUGUAUAAGCACCACUGAGGUUGCAGCUGCUUAAGUUUGAAUUACCUGAUUUACUGCCAAUUGCUUCAAUCUGUGGUGAGACAACAUUAUUCAUUUGUUGGUCAUGUUUUUUAUUAAUUAAAAUCUGCACUCUAACUAAAGGCAUUAAAUAAAUGCAGUUUUCUUCUGAAUUGUGGUUGAGUAGAUUAUAAUGUACCAUAACAUGGAAACUCUCCUCAGGCUCAGUAUUUGAGUCGGAGCGCUGGUGCUUUUGUGGAACAUAAAGUAUUUCUAUGUUUUAACUUAUGAUGACAUUUUUCUACUGUUAAGGCUUUUAUAGUUGUGAUGAUAAAAACACUAACAGAGAGAUAAAUCUUUACGGCCGUCUGAAGUGAAGUUAUAUACAGCAGGAAACAUCCAACCUGUGAUAAACCUCAGGUUAUACGAGAAGAUGGUUGUAAAGUCUUCGUCACUUUCUAACAGCCACACGCGGAGCUGCAAUGAUCAUUUAGCUUGAUUUUUUUCCAGAGAAGACAAGGUUUUUACUAUCAAACAGGAUGUGUGGAAACAAAAUGUUGAACCUCCUCAUCCUGACGGUGAAGUUAGACUUUUAGACAAAACAUCAGCCGCUACAGAUUAAUAACUAAGUGCACUGACAGUCUGAUUUAUUCCUCUGCUCUCUUCUGCCCACACAGUCCCUAUUAUCCUCACAUUUAUCACCCAGUCACACAUUAAUCUGUGUUAAUUUCCACAGAGCUGCGAUCCGCUGAUAACAAUUAUUAUUAUAUUAGUAGAUUAAUAUGCAUUUUGUCUUUAAUGUUAAAAAGAAAACCACCUGUUUUUUUGUUUUUCUGUUUUGUUUUGGUUUUUUUUACCCCCACAAUAUGACAACUGCUCCCCUCUUAGAGAUCUGCUCACACCUGUCUGAGGACACGGAUCGUUUACCAUUGUUGUCUUGUGUGAUGAUGUAAUGAUGAUGUAAUCCGGUGGCAAUACAGCAGAUGAGAAAAUGA